UGAGUGCAACGAGGAAAGCGCGGCUGCUUCGGAUGAAAAAGUACCUGAAAAGCCUGCAGAAAGUGACCACGCUUCCAGCAACCCAAUCCCUUCUCCUGACGCACUACUUGAACUGAAGUCAAUUGAGGACAUGGUCACAGAUCCCUUUUUCAUGGACCUUGGGCAAAUGAAAAUGCUUUUGGCCUCAACUGCAGAGGCCCGCGUGUCCAAUGCACCAGAUGAUUUGCCGUCAUACAUUUUAAAUCCUGACGUGGCACAAGAACUUGGCAACAGGUCUCCACCAGGCCCAUGCAUUUUGAAAGAGAAUGGCAGCUUCAAAAUUGCCUGCAAGGAAAACAUAGUGGCGUUACAACCUGCAUCAUCACUUGAGAAGGCGGUCAUCCUCCUGUUGACUGUUUAUUUUAUUUUAAACCUGUCAUACCCAUACGCUUUUGGACAGUUUUUGGGACUUGUGCAGCAGCAUGUCAUCUGCAACAUUGUGAAGUUGUGCCUUCUUUUACGAUUUUUUAUCACCAAGGCAAAGCGCUGGCUCUAGGUUUCAAGGCUGGCUUGUUUUUCUUUCUUUAAGGUAUCUCAUUUGUAUUUUUCGAGGCUGAGUUGUUUGGUUAUUUAAAGGUUUCUCACUUGUUUUCCAGAGUGUCUUACCUUUAUAUUUCGCUGUUGCCUUGUUGACUUUUUAAAAUGUGCAACAUGCUUCCAGAUAUAUUUGGGGGCAUAAAAUUUUGUAAACAUUUACACUAGC
Dermacentor silvarum is the source of this 742-nucleotide messenger RNA. RefSeq lists its product as uncharacterized. Lineage: Eukaryota; Metazoa; Arthropoda; Arachnida; Ixodida; Ixodidae. The transcript has 3 exons. The record is from RefSeq and is a predicted model, not a curated record. Bases 131 to 535 code for a protein of 134 amino acids.